AUGAGUGAUAUCAUCCAGCUGCUUCCGAACAUCGACACGGAGCCAUUCGAGAAAGUGCUGGAACGACUGGAAAAGGCCAAUAUCAGCAGCAAUGACUUGAUGACUCUCGGCCCCGUCGAUGUCGCCCGCCGCGCCGACGUGUCUAUCGAUCAAGUACGCGAACUUACCGCAACCCUGAUCGCCCAGCUUCACGCCCAGCUCGGCUUUGACGAGUCCAGGAAUGGCCAUAGCGAAGAGGAGGAUGCUACUGCCAAGUCAGGAGAAGAAGACACAAGACCAACAUGGUCGCACAUCAGCACGCUGGACGAUGACCUCGAUGCAGCACUUGGAGGCGGCUUCCCAGCUGGACAAGUCUGCGAGAUUACAGGAGAAAGUGCGGCAGGCAAGACCCAGCUCCUCUUGACCCUGCUACUAGCUGUACAACUAGCGCCACCCAAGGGUCUCGGAAAGACUGCUCUGUAUCUUUCGACUGAGGCCCCCUUGUCAACCACGCGCCUGAACCAGAUAUUGACAAGGCAUCCGUAUCUAUCUCUGUUAUCGGAAUCUGAACGACCAUCACUGUCCCGCGUGCAGAGUGCCCAACUACAAGACCUCGAGUCCCAAGACCAUGUUCUGCGCUACCAAGUGCCCGUUCAAAUCGCUCGAGCCAACGUUGGCCUCAUUAUCAUCGAUUCCAUAGCCGCAAAUUUCCGUGCUGAGUUCGACCGCGCUGGCGCUGCUUCGUCAUCGGAUGCUCUGGCUCGUCGCAGUCUGCAGCUGACUCAACUUGGCUCUCAUCUGCGCGACCUCGCUCGUACCCAUAACGUCGCCGUCGUCGUCGCCAAUCAAGUCCUCGAUCGAUUUGGCCCCAUCGCUUCCUACUUCGAUGCCGCUGUGACUCCCACCCCGCUCUCGCAAUCCUCUGUUAGUACACAAGUCUCGAAUGCGAACAACAAUAAUGCUGUUCCACCUCAACUGUCUCAGCAACCCAUACAAGUUUUCUCUACAAACGAUCCCCUAUCGCUGGAUCACCAACAACGGUUCUUCACCGGCUGGGGCGAUCAGCGCUUUUUGCGUGACCUCAAGACACCAUCAUUAGGACUGACAUGGACAAACCAAUUGUCGGCCCGCAUCGUGCUGCUCAAGCAACCAAUACUCAAGCCUCAAGAUUAUCUCCUAGGGCCGGGUAUGGACAUCGUCGGAUGGAAACGACAUCUCAAAGUCGCCUUCUCAGCUUGGUCGCGUGACAAUAACGGGGUGGACGGUGUCGAAUUUGAGGUAUGCGAAGAAGGCAUCAGAUCGAAAAAGGCGGAUGACAAUACAGGCACGAAUGAAGCAACGUGA
Molecule: messenger RNA, 1323 nt
Organism: Aureobasidium pullulans EXF-150
Lineage: Eukaryota; Fungi; Ascomycota; Dothideomycetes; Dothideales; Saccotheciaceae
Product: P-loop containing nucleoside triphosphate hydrolase protein
Exons: 1
Coding region: 1-1323 (440 amino acids)
Biological process (GO): double-strand break repair via synthesis-dependent strand annealing; resolution of mitotic recombination intermediates; t-circle formation
Cellular component (GO): Rad51C-XRCC3 complex; replication fork
Molecular function (GO): ATP-dependent DNA damage sensor activity; ATP binding; four-way junction DNA binding
Source: RefSeq, a predicted model, not a curated record